GUAACAUUUCCAUUCAUACAGCCGGCUCUGCUCCUUUUCGCUCCUUCAAAAAAUAACUCACUGUCAUCAUCAUCUUCAUCAUCGUCUGGAAACGGCUUUGGCUGCACGGGACUAAUUAUUGCGAGAUCUGAGGAGGAGCCCAUCGUAAAGGAGCGACUGAGAUCAAACGAGUCGCGCGUAACGACAGGUCCGACUGGUGACACCUUUGGCUGUCCCUCCAACAUGUUUCAGACUGUCCCUGACACGUCGUCUUACGUCAAGGAGGCGUUAUCAGUGGUGAGUGAAGACCAGUCCCUGUUUGAGCCUCCGUACGCUGCUGCUGCCCCCCUCCCAAAAACAGACAUGACUGCAUCUGGAGCACAGGACUACGGUCAGACACAUAAGAUCAACUCCCUCCCACCACAACAAGAGUGGAUCAACCAGCCAGUGCGGGUCAACGUCAAGCGAGAAUAUGAGCACAUGAAUGGCUCCAGGGAGUCUCCGGUGGACUGCAGUGUGGGUAAAUGUAAUAAGAUGGUGGGGGGUGGUGACACAGCUCAGAUGAACUACGGAAACUACAUGGACGAGAAGAGCGCCCCGCCCCCAAACAUGACCACCAAUGAGAGGAGAGUUAUCGUACCAGCAGACCCAUUGUUGUGGUCCCAGGAUCAUGUGCGCCAGUGGCUGGAGUGGGCCAUAAAGGAGUACGGCCUGUUGGAGAUCGACACCACCAUGUUUCAGAACACAGACGGAAAAGAGCUCUGCAAAAUGAGCAAGGACGACUUCCUCCGCCUCACCACCAUGUACAACGCUGAAGUGCUCCUGUCUCAUCUCAAUUACCUCAGGGAAAGUAGCUCAUCAUUAUCCUAUAACACACCAUCUCACACUGAUCCUUCCCCACGCCUCGCUCCCAAAGACGAUUCUUCGUAUGAUGCAGUUCGGAGGACAGGGUGGUCGAACAACAUGCACAGUGGCAAAGCAGGCUCUCCAGUGGUGCCCCAGAAUGUGAGCAAGUCCACAGAGCAGCCCCGCGCUCAGCCAGAUCCGUAUCAGAUUCUGGGCCCCACCAGUAGUCGUCUUGCUAAUCCAGGCUCAGGUCAGAUCCAGUUGUGGCAGUUUUUGCUGGAGCUCCUUUCAGACAGUGCCAACGCGGGCUGCAUCACCUGGGAGGGCACCAACGGCGAGUUCAAAAUGACCGACCCGGACGAGGUGGCGCGACGCUGGGGGGAACGGAAGAGUAAACCCAAUAUGAACUACGAUAAGCUGAGCCGUGCACUGCGCUACUACUACGACAAAAACAUCAUGACUAAAGUGCAUGGCAAACGCUACGCCUACAAGUUUGACUUUCAUGGCAUCGCGCAGGCACUACAACCCCACCCCACUGAAUCCUCCAUGUACAAGUAUCCGUCUGACCUGGCCUACGUGCCCUCCUACCAUGCACACCAGCAAAAGGUUAACUUUGUCUCCCCACACCCUCCUUCUAUGCCAGUCACUUCGUCUAACUUUUUCGGACCCACUGCCCCAUACUGGAGCUCACCCACUGCAGGCAUCUACCCCAACCCCAAUGUCCCCCGGCACCCCAACACCCACGUGCCCUCCCAUCUGGGCAGUUAUUAUUAAGACACCACCACUUCUUCUUUAUGCUGACCUGCACUCCAGAUGAUGACAAUCCUAUGAAGUUAACAGGAGAGUUACGUCCUCCUACCCCAAAGUGAAGGAUUUUGAAGUUGUGUUUUACUUGUAAAGAACUUACAACUGGAUGCGGCAGUCCAAAAUGGAAUACUACUUACUUAUAAAAAAGACUUAUUUGCCAUGUCGCUGUGCCUUUUUCUUAAACCUACUGCACCUACAAGCUAAAUCUCAAGCUGAAGCAUGUGAUGAGGUCUUGCUGUCAGACAUAGGCCUGUGUGUUAUGGGUCUUAAUACAUUCUCCAUUACUACGUAUGUACAUUAUGCUAAGUACUGCAUUAGCUCCUUUCCACUGUGGGCAUCAUGGAUUCUGUUUUCGUCAAAGCUUUUUGACUCUUCUUUUCUAUUGAGGUCUGUCCACCUGUUUUUGUUUUGUGUGAAUUUUUUUUUUUCAUGGAGACAUUUGUGUUGUCAAUGUCAAUGUUUCUCAGCACUGAAUUUAGAAAUUGGCAACUGGAAUAUGCCAUUCAUUUGAUUUAAUUUAUCCUCCAAACUGGAAAGCUCGAGAGUCAGAUGCUAUAAGAAAGCGCUGUAUGUGUAGUGGGCUGGGUGAGUCUGUUGUGGGCACUUGACUCUGGUGCACUUAAAGCAAAGGCAAGAUGUAAUUGAAGCAAUUUGCAAGAAUAAUUGAGCCCAGGUCUGUUGUUUCCAGGGGCCACACACAGGCUCGGGCUGUGUUGCCUUUCAGCCAUGCUGUCUCCAGAUGUUUGUUUGCUCAGCCAUGUCAGUAUUAAUGUGAAUGUCUUCUGGUUUGUCAAACAUGUGGCAGAAGUUUGCCCCACAGUCAGAUCAAAACAUGUGCCAUGUUUUCAUUUGGAGAUAGGUUUAUGAACACACAGUAUUAUAAUCCUAAUGAAGCUAAGAGCACUGUGUUGUUUUGAGAUGCAGAUGGUGAAGUGCCUUACAGUGUUCUCCCAGUGCCAUAUACAGACAAAAGGGCCUUGGUGCAUGCACCACAUUCACUGUUAGCAGUAAUCGUAUUACACUAACAGAUUGUGCCUUAGUGUUUGAUCUGACAGUGUGUGAUUUAAAAGUGCACUCUGAUGCUCUUGCUGUCCAUGCCUCUGAGUGUCAGCCAUCACAGUCAAACCAAAGAGAAGUGUCAUUUUUCUAUCGGGCUGGCUCCCAGUUUGUGUUUGAAUGUUAGUUUCUCACUGAUGUGGAGCCCAGUGAAUGCAGGUGAAUCUGAUGAAGGCUUUAUCAGGAUGUAUCAGUAUUACAAACAUAUCCAUGUUCAGGUGUUCACAGCUGUAUUUCUAAAGCGUAUAUCCAAGAAUAGACACUUGAAAAAAAUGACUUUGGGCAAAGUUUAUCAGAGCAAAUCCAUGACGUAUGAAGUGAAACCUUUUCAGAUUCGCAAACGCUGUGCGUUUGUCAGAAGUAUUUUUAUUAUUAUAUGAGCAUCAGUCAACUAGGCAUUAAAGCAACUUACUGUAUAAAUUAUGCAGAGUUAUUUUCAUAUGUGACACAGUAUUAAGUCAUGAGAAUUAUUACGAGUUGACCUCGGUCAAAAAUGACAACUUUUUGAGUCCAUUUUUGCUAAGUAACAUUUUAGGCGUUUUAUAUGUGUACAUUUGGGCGACUCAUUUUGAAGUUCUUUUUUUCUUCUUCUAAUUUUAUUUUUCUGGAAUUCAAGUUAUUACACCUUAAGUGCAUUUAGGAGCACAAGUUAUUUACUAGCAUACUCCAUACAUGCUCCGAAGCUGAAGCUUUAUGCAUGAUCAUAAAGACACACCAGCCCAGAGCUCUGGACCAGGCAGACUAUCAGGUAUUAUGCAACACAAUCAAUAAAUAUUCACCACAUCUUUGGAUUUUACUAUAAGUUUAAAUACUCUGUAAAAUAAAUAUGUAUUUUGUAGCAUAAAGGGAAGAUGUGCGGUAUGUGCCUCAUCUUCCUUUUUCACCUGCAGUAUUAAUUAAAAGGGACUUGUGCUACUUCAUAUAUGCAAUGUAAUUUGGAUAUUAAAGUAUAUUAUGUAAAUCUAUAUGUGUAUAAUUUACAAAUAACCAUGGGUAAUUAUUAUUGUCAUUCCUGAAAUGUAUGAAGUAAUACCUUUUGAAAAAGGGAUUUUUGUAUAGAAAAAAUGUGACAAAAUAAAUGUUUUUACCUCUAA
Boleophthalmus pectinirostris (great blue-spotted mudskipper) is the source of this 3782-nucleotide messenger RNA. It is a transcript of the gene fli1, whose product is annotated as Fli-1 proto-oncogene, ETS transcription factor. The record is from RefSeq and is a predicted model, not a curated record. Gene Ontology annotation, biological process: regulation of transcription by RNA polymerase II; cell differentiation. NCBI's taxonomy places the organism in Eukaryota, Metazoa, Chordata, Actinopteri, Gobiiformes, Gobiidae. The transcript has 10 exons. Gene Ontology annotation, molecular function: sequence-specific DNA binding; DNA-binding transcription factor activity, RNA polymerase II-specific. Bases 223 to 1599 code for a protein of 458 amino acids. Gene Ontology annotation, cellular component: nucleus.